Molecule: messenger RNA, 1145 nt
Organism: Helobdella robusta
Lineage: Eukaryota; Metazoa; Annelida; Clitellata; Rhynchobdellida; Glossiphoniidae
Exons: 12
Coding region: 91-1104 (337 amino acids)
Biological process (GO): regulation of gene expression; regulation of RNA metabolic process
Cellular component (GO): nucleus; cytoplasm
Molecular function (GO): mRNA binding
Source: RefSeq, a predicted model, not a curated record
UUUUAUUAAGUACGGCUUGUUUCCGGUAUUUUUUACUGAUGUUUGUUUUAAUUUAAUUCAAUUUUCACAUUUUUGUUUGUAAAUUUAAAGAUGGCGCGCGACAACAGCAGGUCUACGGACGGCGACUACUCGGACAACGACUUCGAUGACGACCAAGAUAUUUCCAUGAGAUUCUUUGCCACAGAUAAAGAAGUGGGCUGCAUCAUUGGAAAGAAAGGUGACAACAUUAAAGCACUUAGAAAUGAGAGUGGGGCAAAGAUACAGAUAUCAGAUGGAUCUCUAUCGGAACGCAUCGUAACGAUUCGUGGCACGGCUUCACAAGUCAUCAGAGCUAUUAAUUUGAUAGGCAUCAAACUCGAGGAGGAUAAUAAUCACUCUAAUUAUUUAGAAGAAGAUGAUUCUUUAUCCUUUCGCCUAAUUGUCCCUAACUCGAAUUGUGGCUCUCUGAUUGGCAGGAAUGGGGCCAACAUCAAAGAGUUAAGAGAGAGGACAGGCUCAAAGAUCCAGGUAGCGAAUGACUUGUUGCCUGACUCAACCGAGCGUGAAGUUGGCCUCUCUGGCUCGAUGUCAGGGGUCAUGGACUGCGUUAAGAAGCUGGCCAAGAUCGCUAUUGAGACAAAACCUCGUAGCCCUCAUGUCCCGUACAAUCCAUCAUAUUCUGGAGGGGGUGGCAGCGGUUACGACGGCUACAGUGGGGGUGUGGGGGCUGGCAGGAAAGGUGCUGGCAGUGGCAGGGGGAGAUUUGAUGGAGGGAAGCAGAACAGUCAUGAUGACGAUUUCAAGAAGGCCUUCAAACAACCACAGCAGCAGCAGCAGCAGCAGGACUUCUUAAGUAGACCUAAAAAUAGUGGCCUAACGACAGAGGAGCUGAUCAUACCGAACGACCUGGUGGGGAUCAUCAUCGGGAAAAGUGGUAACAAGAUUAAUGAGAUUAGGCAAAACUCCGGGGCCCAGAUAAAGAUUAUCGAGUGUGAGGACGGCUCGGACAACCGUCGUUUCGUCAUCACCGGGCCCAGAGGUAACGUUCAGUCCGCCAUCUAUCUCAUACAGAAUGCUAAAAAUAGAAGACGGGCCCUGGCCAAUAAGCAACAGCAUCAUGAUUAGAAAGGAAAGUGUUGAAGACCUCUAUCUCAUCGUCGUCGUCG